AUGAAUGCCCUGGAGGGCGAGUCCGUUACGAUGGAAUGCAGAUACUCUCGCAAGACCGAUGAUCGCUAUUUGAUCUGGGGUUAUGUUCCCCCACGCAGUGGUGCUAUCCAAGGGCUGGUCUACUGGAGCCCUGGAUCCCGGAUCCCCACGUUCGUGUCCGGGAAAGCUGACCGUUACGAGGCUGUUAAGGACUUUGCUCGGAAGCGCAUGACUCUACGGAUUGUCAAUGCUACAAAGCAAGAUUCCAGUCGAUAUUUCUGCCAACUUACAGACCAUCAGGUAACAGACAACAGGACAGACUUCUGCAGCUGUGGAUCAACAUUGAAUGUGCAGGCUGUGCCCCCUUCCUCUCCUCCCUCGGUCCACCUUCAGUACCCGCCCCCGGGGGAGAUCUCGGCCGAUGCCCCCACCAGCCUGCUGUGCCUGGUCACCGGAUUCUACCCUCCCCCCGUCCAGAUCUCCUGGUAUCUGGACGGCAGCAAAGUGCUGUCAGGAAUCAGCGAGUGGCCUCUGUCCAGAGACCCCCAGGACCGAUACACCAGCGUCAGCCGAUUGGAGAUCAGGAGCCGGGAUUGGGUGGAUGCAGGCAGCUACCAAUGUGUCGUCUCCCAUCCCAAACUGAAGCAGCCGAUCAUGAAGGAGAUCAGGACGAGCGCUCACCAGGAGACUCUUGUGAAUUAG
Molecule: messenger RNA, 681 nt
Organism: Carcharodon carcharias (great white shark)
Lineage: Eukaryota; Metazoa; Chordata; Chondrichthyes; Lamniformes; Lamnidae
Product: immunoglobulin lambda-1 light chain-like
Exons: 3
Coding region: 1-681 (226 amino acids)
Source: RefSeq, a predicted model, not a curated record